Sinocyclocheilus grahami is the source of this 2923-nucleotide messenger RNA. RefSeq names its product NACHT, LRR and PYD domains-containing protein 3-like. The record is from RefSeq and is a predicted model, not a curated record. NCBI's taxonomy places the organism in Eukaryota, Metazoa, Chordata, Actinopteri, Cypriniformes, Cyprinidae. The transcript has 7 exons. Gene Ontology annotation, molecular function: protein binding. The coding region runs from base 1 to 2715 and encodes 904 amino acids.
AUGAAGAAAGAACUAAAGAGGUUCAAGAAACUGCUGAGUCCAGAUUACCCAGAAUGCUCUGGGAGGGAGGAAGAGGAGCAGGAGAAGGAUGAGCAAGAGGAUGAUGGUCAGAACCAAGUCAGAGAAGGGACUCUGAAGAUCACACUGCACGUCCUGAGGAAGAUAAACCAGACAAACCUUGCUAACACACUACAGAGCAGACAUGCCCCUUUUUGUAUGAAAAAGCACAAAUCCAGAUUAAAAGAAAAAUUUCAGAGAAUCAGUGAAGGAAUGUCAAAUCAAGGAAGUUCAAGACUUCUGAAUGAGAUCUACACAGAGCUGUUCAUCACAGAGGGAGGGAGUGGAGAGGUUAAUAAUGAACAUGAGGUGAGACAGAUUGAGACACAAUCCAGGAGACAAGAGACAAGGGAAGCACCAAUAAAAUGCAAUGACAUUUUUAAAGCCUCACCUGGACAGAACAAGCCCAUCAGAACUGUGCUGACUAAAGGAGUCGCAGGAAUUGGAAAAACAGUCUCAGUGCAGAAGUUCAUUUUGGACUGGGCUGAAGGAAAGGCAAAUCAUGAUGUUCAUUUCAUAUUUCCACUUCCUUUCAGAGAGCUCAAUUUGAUAAAGGAGAGAAAUAUCAGCCUGUUGGACCUUCUACGUCAGUUUUUUAUGGAUACAAAGGAACUGAGAACAACUGAUAUUCAAGACCACAAUGUCCUGUUCAUCUUUGAUGGUCUGGAUGAAUGUCGACUUCCUCUAGAUUUCCAGAUAAAUGAUUUUUUGUGUGAUGUGACAGAAUCGGCCUCAGUGGAUGUGCUGCUGACGAACCUGAUCAAGGGGAAUCUGCUUCCAUCUGCUCUCCUUUGGAUCACCUCUCGACCAGCAGCAUCCAGUCAAAUCCCUCCUGAGAGUGUUGACCGGAUCACAGAGGUACGAGGGUUCAAUGACCCUCAGAAGGAUGAGUAUUUCAAGAAGAAAAUAAGUGAUCAGAGUCUGGCCAGUAGAAUCAUCACACAUGUCAAAUCAUCAAGGAGCUUCUACAUCAUGUGUCACAUCCCAGUCUUCUGCUGGAUUUCAGCCACAGUUUUAGAGAGAAUGUUGAGUGAAGCAGAGAGUGCAGAGUACCCCACGACUCUCACUCAAAUGUUCACACACUUCCUGAUCUUUCAGAUCAAACUAAAGACCCAGAAGUUUGAUGGCAAAAAUGAAGAAUAUCUUCAUGAGCUCAGGAAGGGCGUCCUGUCACUGGCAAAACUGGCUUUUGAGCAGCUGAAAAGGGGGAACCUGAUCUUUUAUGAGGAGGAUUUAAAGCAGUGUGGCAUUGAUGUCACAGAAGCAUCCAUUUACUCAGAACUGUGUACCCAGAUCUUCAGAGAGGAGUUUGGACUGCACCUAGGGAAGGUGUACAGCUUUGUUCAUCUGAGCGUUCAGGAGUUUCUUGGUGCUUUAUUCAAGCUUCUUAUUAUUUUUCAAGAUAAACAAACAAAAUGUAACAUCACAGAUUUACUGAAGAUAGAAGUGGACAAGGCCUUACAAAGUGAAAAUGGACACUGGGACCUUUACCUCCGCUUCCUUCUGGGUCUUUUACUGGAGUCUAAUCAGACACUUUUACGAGACAUCCUGACACAGACAGGAAGCAGAUCUGUCAGCAAACAGGAAAUAGUUGAUUACAUUAAGAUAAAGCUCAAGGAGGAUACCUCUCCAGAGAAAUCCAUCAAUCUGUUACACUGUCUGAAUGAACUGAAUGAUCAUUCACUAGUGCAGGAAGUCCAAACAUACCUGAGCAGAACAGGUGUCCAUUGUCUCUCUGGAGUCAAACUCGGCCCUGCUGAAUGGUCUGCUCUGGUGUUUGUGUUGCUAAACUCAGAAAAGGAGCUGGAUGAGUUUAAACUGAGUAAAUAUUAUAAAUCAGAAGAAGGUCUUCUGAGGCUGAUGCCAGCUGUCAAGGCAUCUAGAAAGGCUGAUUUAAGUGACUGUAAUCUGACCGAGAAGAGCUGUUCAGUGCUGGCCUCAGCUCUCAAAUCAAGCUCAUCAUGUUUGAGAGAGCUGGACCUGAAUUACAACAACCUGCAUGGUUCAAGAGUGAAGCUGCUCUCUGAUGGACUGAAGAAUCCACAUUGUAAACUGGAAACACUACAGUUGUAUAACUGUAAUAUCAAAGAGGAAGGUUGUGCUGCUCUGGUUACAGCUCUAAGAUCAAACCCCUCACACCUGAGAGAACUGAAAUUAAGCUGGAAUAAAUUAGAAGACUCAGGAAUGAAGCUGUUCUCUGAUCUACUGCAGGAUCCACACUGUAAACUGGAGAAACUACAGUUGUGUCACUGCAAUAUUGGAGAGGAAGGCUGUGCUGCUCUGGUUUCAGCUCUGAGAUCAAACCCCUCACACCUGAGAGAACUAGAUCUGAACAAUAAUACUCUUGGAGACUCAGGCGUGAAUCUACUUUCUAAUCUACUGAAGGAUCAACACUGUAAACUAGAGAAUCUACACCUGGAAUUCUGCAGUAUUGGAGAGGAAGGCUGUGCUGCUCUGGUUUCAGCUCUGAGGUCAAACACGUCACACCUGAAAGAACUGAAUUUGAAUUAUAAUCAACUAGGUGAUUCUGGAAUAAAGCUGCUCUCUGAUCUACGGAUGGAUCCACACUGUAAACUCGAAAAACUACAUACUGAAUCUCUCCUGGAGCAAUCUACAAAUGACAAACCAAAUCCAAAAAACUACUGCUAUCAGUCAUAAACAAGAAGAUCUACUGCUCUCUACUGGGCAUUGACAUGUAUUAAUUUAGCAAUUAAUAACUUAAUUUAUUGCCCAUGAAUGGCGUUGGCGAACAUACACUUGUUAGACUGUUUUAAGGUAUAAAUGCAUUUCCAGUGUCAGUCCUGAAGGCCACCAUCAUAAAGACCAGAUGCGCUGCCAUGCUCUGGGUCAUGUGCAGAGGCAUAAU